ACGGAAAAAAAAAAAGUUGUCACAUUGUAUAAUAGAUUCAGAAAAAUGUCAUAAACCUAAACUAUUUUGUUCUUAUGAUAAAAUCCAAUUAAUUCCCCAUAGAUUCAGAUUAGCCCAUUUGGAGCCUUUAGUUGGCUGUUGUUGUUGCCAACAACAGUUUCUUCGUCAUCACUUUUGAGAUAAAAAAGCUUUAAAGCUUUUUUUGGAUUUUGAUUUGAUGAUGGAAGGAAGAAGAAUCAUAGCAAACCCUAGACCUUGCGGCGUUAGAAGAGUUGUCGCCAAGAAGAGGUCUCGUCCCGAUGGAUUCGUCAACAGCGUUAAAAAGCUUCAACGCCGUGAAAUCUCGUCUCGUAUGGAUCGAGCUUUCUCAAUCAGCACCGCUCAAGAGAGAUUCCGCAACAUGCGUCUCGUGGAGCAAUAUGAUACGCACGACCCUAAAGGGUACUGUUUAGUUUCAUUACCUAACUUGUUGAAACGAAGCAAAGUUAUUGAGAUUGUUGCUGCUCGUGACAUUGUCUUUACUCUUACUCAAUCUGGUGUCUGUGCUUCUUUUAGCAGAGAUACGAAUAAAAGGGUUUGCUUUUUAAAUGUUAGUCCUGAUGAAGUCAUCCGGAGUUUGUUCUACAAUAAGAACAAUGAUUCUCUCAUUACUGUUUCUGUUUACGCCUCUGACAAUUACAGCUCUUUGAAAUGCAGAUCCACUAGAAUCGAAUAUAUUCUGAGGGGUCAAGCAGACGCAGGAUUUGCUCUUUUUGAAUCUGAGUCACUAAAGUGGCCAGGUUUUGUUGAGUUUGAUGAUGUUAAUGGGAAGGUGCUGACAUAUUCUGCACAGGAUAGUGUUUACAAGGUGUUUGAUCUGAAAAACUAUGCAUUGCUGUAUUCCAUAUCGGACAAAAAUGUACAGGAGAUUAAGAUCAGUCCAGGGAUAAUGCUGUUGAUUUUCAAGAGAGCUGCGAGUCAUGUUCCUUUGAAGAUUCUGUCAAUUGAAGAUGGCACGGUUCUCAAAUCCUUCAAUCAUUUGCUUCACCGAAACAAGAAAGUUGAUUUCAUUGAACAAUUCAAUGAAAAGCUUCUCGUUAAGCAAGAGAACGAGAAUCUCCAAAUACUUGACGUUCGAAAUGCUGAGCUGAUAGAAGUGAGCAGAACUGAGUUCAUGACACCAUCAGCAUUCAUAUUUUUGUAUGAGAACCAGUUGUUUCUAACAUUCCGGAACCGUAAUGUCUCUGUGUGGAAUUUUCGCGGUGAGCUUGUGACAUCGUUUGAGGAUCAUCUUCUUUGGCAUCCAGACUGUAACACAAACAAUAUCUACAUAACAAGCGAUCAGGAUCUGAUCAUCUCAUAUUGCAAGGCAGAUACUGAAGAACAGUGGAUAGAAGGAAAUGCGGGGUCAAUUAACAUAAGCAAUAUCUUGACUGGUAAAUGCUUAGCUAAGAUAAAAGCAAAUAAUGGCCCUCCUAAGGAAGAAGACAGCAGCAGUAGUGAUUUGGGGAACUCCAUGCAAAGGAGAAGUGUGGUUGCUGAGGCUUUGGAAGACAUAACCGCUCUCUUCUACGACGAAGAACGGAACGAAAUAUACACAGGAAACAGACACGGCCUUCUCCAUGUCUGGUCUAACUGAAGCUACCCGGCAUUUGUUUCUUUACAUUAAGCAGCUUUGAGGUUUCUGUAUCUUGUUCUGUUUUUCAACUGUGUAAUAUGAUCUGUAAUUUACUGUGUUUGAGCAGCAGAAUUGUGGUUGUAAUGAAGCAGCAAAUAUUUGGGGGGGAAUUUGGCUCCCCAUUUAUGUGCACUAGUAUGAUCAUUUGUCUACUUAGAAUAUUAAAUUUAAGAGAUUGGUUUACAAA
Messenger RNA from Camelina sativa (false flax), 1844 nucleotides. RefSeq lists its product as uncharacterized. Lineage: Eukaryota; Viridiplantae; Streptophyta; Magnoliopsida; Brassicales; Brassicaceae. Gene Ontology annotation, molecular function: protein binding. The record is from RefSeq and is a predicted model, not a curated record.